UCAAUCUAUUGCAGACUCCUCUCUCUCUCUCUCUCUCACACACACACACAGCGCACACACUCGCGAAAUCCAUUGUUUUGCUCUCCCAAAACUAUUUGCCCGCCCCCCCUCCUUUUCCAUCAUCUCUUUCCCCAAUUCUCGCUCAUCUGUCUCCCCUUUGUAUUGUUCGUUAUCAUCAUUACUACCACUCUUUAGAUUCGUUGAUUUGCUAAAAUACUCAUCCUAAUCAAAAGCUUACUCCGUGUUUAUUUUGAUCGGUUGUAUUCUGGGUUUUGAUCAAUGAUGAGUGAUUUUGAGUUCGUGAUUUAGGGUUCGUCUCGCCGACGAUGUAGUUCGAGGAAAUAAGGACUCGAUCGAUAACUUUUUGCUUAUUUAUUGAUUCAAUUGUGGGGAGUCCGACUUUUGGGAUUUUUUUUGUUGCGUUAUUUUUGGACUUUUUUUUGGCUCCGAUUAGUUUUUCUAUCAAAAUUUCCGAUUAAGGCGUAGUCGACAGGAGUUCUGUUGAUUUUAUUUUGGAACUUGGGGUUUUUUCUUAAUCCGGCCAGUUGCCAUGGAUAAUGUUGUGGGCGGAAAAUUUAAGCUUGGGAGGAAAAUUGGGUGCGGUUCAUUCGGUGAACUCUUUUUAGGCGUGAACAUACAAAGUGGAGAAGAAGUAGCCAUCAAGCUGGAGUCAGUGAAAACCAAGCACCCUCAGCUUCAGUACGAAUCAAGAGUUUAUAUGAUUCUCCAAGGAGGAACUGGCAUUCCCAACUUGAAAUGGUUUGGAGUUGAGGGCGAAUAUAGUAUUAUGGUGAUAGACCUUCUAGGGCCAAGUCUGGAAGAUCUAUUCAACUAUUGUAACCGGAAGUUUUCCUUGAAAACAGUGUUAAUGCUCGCAGAUCAGCUUAUUAAUAGAGUUGAGUACAUGCACUCAAGAGGAUUCCUUCACCGGGAUAUAAAGCCUGAUAAUUUUUUGAUGGGCUUGGGUCGCAAAGCAAAUCAGGUUUAUGUCAUUGACUUUGGUCUUGCCAAAAAGUAUAGGGAUCUUCAGACUCAUAAGCACAUACCCUAUAGGGAAAAUAAGAAUCUCACUGGUACAGCUCGCUAUGCCAGUGUCAAUACACACCUUGGGGUUGAACAAAGCCGAAGGGACGAUUUGGAAUCUCUGGGUUAUGUCCUAAUGUACUUCCUGAGAGGCAGUCUCCCUUGGCAGGGAUUAAAAGCUGGCACCAAAAAGCAGAAAUAUGACAGGAUCAGUGAGAAGAAAAUGUUAACUCCUAUAGAGGUGCUGUGCAAAUCAUAUCCAUCAGAAUUCAUAUCUUACUUUCACUAUUGUCGGUCAUUAAGAUUCGAGGACAAGCCAGAUUAUUCUUAUUUGAAGAGGCUAUUCCGAGACCUAUUUAUUCGUGAAGGUUACCAAUUUGACUAUGUGUUUGACUGGACUAUGUUGAAGUAUCCACAAAUUGGUUCAAGUUCCAGAACUAGGAAUAUCCCUGGUAAUCCUGUUACUGGACCCUCUGGUGAAAGACCAGGUAGAACAUCAGGGCAAGAUCUUCGAGAAAAGUUCUCAGGUGCAGUCGAAGCUUUCUCUAGAAGAAAUGCUACAAGUACUGGUCGGUAUGGUGAACAGUCUAGACACAGGACAUCUGAAGAUGCACCUUCAUCGAUGAAUGUGCAACCAGAUUCAGAGAAGGGCCGCACAUCGCGAAAUGGCAGCUCUUCGAAGAGAGCAGCUGUUUCAAGUACCAGACCAAGCUCAUCCGGUGAAGCCAUUGAUGGCCGCGCAGGCAAAUUGGUCCCGAGUGGCGGUCGCAUAUCAACCACGCAAAGAAUUCAACCUGGUGCUGAGCAGAAACCAUCAUCAGUCUUCACUCGCGCAGCUAAAGGCACUCGUGAUGAUCCCUUACGGAGCUUUGAGUUCCUCUCUAUCAGGAAGUAAUACCAGUGGCUCUUUUGAAAAGUAAUGUGAAGUUGACAAAGGCCACCUAUUUAUGGGAUCUUCACGUCAUCUAUAAUCCUUGUAAAUGUGAAAUGUGUCGUAGACAAUUGUUGAUGCUCAUCCAUCCUUCCAUUUGAGCAUGUUUUUUUGUGAAGAGUUAUUUUAUGUUACUACACAAUGUGUAUGCUCAUCCAAGGAAUUGAUGAGUUAAAUGUGCACCACUUUUCUAUCUUUACAAGACAAAAUUGUAGCUAUAAUAAACGUUUGCGUACCUCCA
Messenger RNA from Salvia hispanica, 2195 nucleotides. Its product is annotated as casein kinase 1-like protein 9. Lineage: Eukaryota; Viridiplantae; Streptophyta; Magnoliopsida; Lamiales; Lamiaceae. Gene Ontology annotation, molecular function: ATP binding; protein kinase activity. Gene Ontology annotation, biological process: protein phosphorylation. The record is from RefSeq and is a predicted model, not a curated record.